AUGUUCAUGAGCGCCUUUCCUGCAGCUCAGGUAAAGGGCUCUGGGCUGGUCAACCCGCAGCUUGGAGAGGAAGAAAUCUCUUCCCCAGGUCCUUCCUCCACCUCCUGGAAUGAGGCGUGUGGGGGCAGCUCCCGCCACACUCAGCUCUUUCCCAGGAGCCGCCACCGGGGGUUGGAGCCGCGCCGCUGCCCAGGCGCUCCCCGCGAUCUGUGCGGACGGGAGGAAGGGGACCUGGCAGCGGGAUCGGACCUCCUUCCUCCACUUGGGAACCGCGCAGCGGGAGCCGGCGGGGUGGGGACCGCCUGGGGCAGGCGGCGCGAGGCUGGGCGGGAUGGGGGCGGGGCGGAGCGCGGGGCAGCUCCUCCCACUGCGCUCCCGGAACUGCGAGCGCUGGGUACACGCGAGUGUGCGGUUCCCGAGCUGCCGCUGCCUCCACCUCCUACCCAGCGAACUGGGCCCGGUGCUGCUGGUGGCCGGGCGAUGUCUGGCGGCUGCCCCCAGCGCAGCCGGGUCGCCGGGGAUGUGGCUCAAGCCGAGGAGGUGCUGGUGAAGACCCCUGAAGCUCUGGGUGGCCCAGAGGAGCAGCGGCUACCUCUUGCCAGAGCAGCUCCAGUUCAACUUGUAAUCCCUUGGGUUGAUAUCCAGAAAUUGGAAAGGACAUCCAACGUCUUUGUGGCGGACACUAUCCGGAUGACCACCCAGAAUAAGGAGCGUGACUCCUCCAUGUUUCUGAUCCUGGAUGCUGUCUUGAAGAUCAUGGAGCAGCUGGUAGAUGUGAUGCUGCAGAGGCUGCUGGAUAACGAGGUCUGGAGUCAGAUGUGCAAGAGCCAAGCCAGAUCACCAAGAGACCUUAACACAAAAAAGCUAGUGGAGGAGCAUCACACAGACAACCACCAGUGUGCCCAGACACAAGCCCACCAACCUGCAACCUGUACACUCCAGAGUGCAAACAUCAAUUCAUAAAGGACAAAACACAACUUUUCAAGCACAAGUUGAAGGUUUAAAAGCUCACGAGCACUGUGUGAAUAAGGAAGGAAGAAAAUAGGUGAUGUGCAGCCAGAUCCCAUCUGCUGCAGAAGAAGCUGGUGCUCCUAUG
Molecule: messenger RNA, 1096 nt
Organism: Sciurus carolinensis (gray squirrel)
Lineage: Eukaryota; Metazoa; Chordata; Mammalia; Rodentia; Sciuridae
Exons: 5
Coding region: 1-963 (320 amino acids)
Source: RefSeq, a predicted model, not a curated record